Molecule: messenger RNA, 1606 nt
Organism: Closterium sp. NIES-67
Lineage: Eukaryota; Viridiplantae; Streptophyta; Zygnematophyceae; Desmidiales; Closteriaceae
Source: the annotation of a GenBank genome assembly
CUAAUCGAAAUUAUUUUUCCUUCGAUUGUGUCGCAAUUCUCCUUUUUUCUGGAAGUUAGUUUUUGCUAGAACAGCGGGUAACGCGGAGAAGACUCAGCAACGAAGGACUUGAAUCUUAGGAGUUCUUCGCCCUUUGUUCCAGCUGACAGAUAAUUCGCCAUUGCAGCCAUUACCUAUAUUCGACAUGGUAACUGGGCCCUUCUUUCCGUACGCUACUCGUAGUCAGCUAAGUAGCUCACAACCGAGCUAGGCUCAUCAAGUACCAAUCCAAGCGGAUUUUCGACAUCAAUAGGCACCCCUAGCAGGCCGCUUUUGAGUUGACUCGAACAUCUCCAGCAGGCGCGACUCGUGGUGGACAUACACCGCAGUGUAGAGGCGGGAAUGGCGGAGCGGGCUUUAACGCAGAAAAUAGCCAGUACUGUUAGGGGCUUGAUAGGCGACGAGAAUCGCCUGCAAGCAGAGAUCGAGAGCAGCUCGGUGCAGCUGAAGCUGCUAGCAGAGGCGAUGGAGAAAGAGGGCAAGACAGAGAGGGUGGCGGAGUUAGAGGCAAUGACUCGAAAGGUGGUGGAGACGGCCCAUGAGAUGACGCUGCACCAGAAGGCACUGGAGGCAGUGCGAGACAGCUACCAGUACACUGGCACACCGACCAAUUUCGAGGAGCUCCUGCGGCGGCAGGUGGCGGAGCUAGAGGCUGCUCACCCCUGCCCUGAGGACCAUCGCAUUCUGGAGGCCUUCCGACAAACCAUCCGGAGUGUGAGGCAGGGAGGGGAGGGGGCGGGGGAUGACGAUGAUGACGAUGAUGACCUAAUGAUGACCACCAAUCUGAUAGUGAAGAACUCCAACUGCCCAGUCACAAUGCGCCAUGUGGAAGACCUGAGCGACCCCGUGUGCUGCAUGGAUUGUCGGCAUGUGUAUGAGAAGAGUGCCAUUUUGGAAAUUAUCGCUCAGAACAGCAGUUGUCCUGUGUCUGGUUGCCGUCAGCGUUUGAGCCGGGACCGCUUGGUAUGUGACACUGAGCUACUGAUGGCACUGAGGGAGCUACGCGCACGGAAAGCAACCGCUACUGCAGUGCCUGAGGAGAUUGAUGACUUGUAAUUGCUGAUCGAUUCUAUGGAGUUGUUUCUUUUACAACUUGUUUGCUGUAUGCAUGCAUCGGAGUGUUUUUUCCUAGCCGCUUUAUUGUUGGGCUGAUAAAGAGGCCUUAGGAUCUUUCAGAGUCUAAGUCCCAGUUGUAAAAAGGAGACUUGAGUAGUGCAGCGGAAGUUGAGUGGUUGAACCCUUGUACUACCUUGAGUCAAAAGCGACAUAUUUUGAUCAUUUCAUGCACAAGCGUAUAAUAGCGAAUGGCAGGAUGAAAUCGUUACUAUCACAGGCUCCCGCCAGCUUGGCGCGCAGCGUGCCAUGCGCUGUCGCCUCCCAAGAACCGUCGCCGACGUAUAACAAGUGUCGCACGAUCGCAUGGCCGAGCCAGAACCGCCGCACGGUCGUCCUAGCUAGUCGCAGCACGAGCACAGGACGAGUUAGGGAAAGCAGCAAGACCACCACCACCAGAGCCGGCAGCAGCAGCAGCAGCGGUCACGCGAAAUCAGGGAAGAACAACCGGAAA